This is a messenger RNA of Jaminaea rosea, 1233 nucleotides long. Its product is annotated as electron transfer flavo protein, alpha subunit. The transcript has a single exon. Gene Ontology annotation, cellular component: mitochondrion. Lineage: Eukaryota; Fungi; Basidiomycota; Exobasidiomycetes; Microstromatales. Bases 79 to 1149 code for a protein of 356 amino acids. Gene Ontology annotation, molecular function: electron transfer activity; flavin adenine dinucleotide binding. The record is from RefSeq and is a predicted model, not a curated record.
CUCCAAAGUAGCCACCACCUCACCUCCCCACACCACCUCUCCUCUUCUCAUCCACACAUCGCUGCGCCACCUGCCAACAUGAUUGCCACUCGACUCCUCCCACGACUCUCCGCUGCUAAGCCCGCAGCAAGCGCCUUUGCAUCCUCCUCGCGCCUCCCUACCAGCAGCCGUGCCUUUUCAUCCUCGGCCAUUUCGCUGGCCAACACCCUCCUCUACCUCGAGCACCGCAAGGGGACCCUCAACCCGUCUUCCCUCGUAGCCCUCACCGCAGCAAAGAAGGUCGGUGGUGACAUCCACGCCUUUGUCGCCGGCGACGAGGGCGUCAAGGACGUAGCCGACAAGGCUUCCAAGGUCGAGGGUGUCUCCAAGAUCUUCACCUCCGAGUCCCCAAAGUACAAGGGCUUGCACUCAGAGCCCAUCGUCCCCGUCCUCAAGUCCCUCGUAGAGAAGAACUCAUACACACACGUCUUUGCUGGACACACUGCCAUCGGCAAGGACGUCAUCCCUCGCCUUGCCGCACUCCUCGACGUCAGCCAGGUAUCAGACAUCAUCGCCGUCGAGUCGGAGGACACCUUCCAGCGACCCAUCUAUGCAGGUAACGCCAUUGCUACCGUCAAGUCGUCGGACAAGAUCAAGAUCAUCACGGUGCGUGGAACUGCAUUCGACAAGGCCGCUGAGGAGGGUGGCAGCGCCUCCAUCGAGGAGGUCUCAGAUGCCGAGGCCGCCGACGCACCAACUACCUUUGUAGAGGAGAAGAUCAACCAGUCCUCUCGCCCUGACCUCGCGACUGCUCCUCGUGUCGUAUCAGGCGGCCGAGCUCUCAAGUCGGCCGAUGGCUUCAAGAAGUACAUCGAGCCACUCGCCGACCAGCUCAACGCUGCCGUAGGCGCCUCUCGUGCAGCAGUCGACGCCGGGUACGCGGACAAUGCACUCCAGGUCGGACAGACGGGAAAGAUUAUCGCUCCUGAGCUGUACGUUGCUGUCGGAAUCAGUGGAGCCAUUCAGCAUUUGGCGGGCAUGAAGGACGCCAAGACGAUCAGUGCCAUCAACAAGGACCCGGAUGCGCCCAUCUUCCAGGUAGCGGAUGUGGGACUGGUAGCAGACCUGUACGAGGCUGUGCCUGAGAUGAUGGAGAAGCUGAAGAAGUAGGCGUGCCGUGUUAGCAACGCUUGACAUGUACAUUUCCUGAUAUCGUCGCACGACUAUGCUCCCGUGCUAAUGGAUAGCUGUGAC